Malus domestica (apple) is the source of this 1172-nucleotide messenger RNA. The record is from RefSeq and is a predicted model, not a curated record. NCBI's taxonomy places the organism in Eukaryota, Viridiplantae, Streptophyta, Magnoliopsida, Rosales, Rosaceae.
AUGAAAUUGAUCACAGCUUAUCUGGAUCAAAUUAUGUUUCUAAUUGACGAAACGCCCUAUUUUCCAUUUUUCACUUCUCUCCUUGUCUGCAUCCUGGUGAUUUUUUGGAAGCGAUCCAGAGCCGGAGGCCUAAAGUCACCCCCCGGGCCAUGGAAGCUGCCCGUUAUUGGAAACUUGCACCAGAUGGUUGGUCCGUUGCCACACCACACACUGGGAGACUUAGCCAAGAAGCACGGACCCGUCAUGUACCUUAAACUGGGUCAAUUAGACGCCGUGAUUAUUUCAUCUGCCAAAGCUGCCCAGGAGGUGUUGAAAACACAUGAGCUUACAUUUGCGCAGAGACCUAUGGUUUUGGCAGCAGAGGUUAUGUCUUUUGGUCAAGCAAGCAUUUUCUUUGCUCGUUAUGGAGAUUUAUGGAGAUCGCUGAGAAAGAUUUGUAUGUUCGAGCUUCUGAGCGCCAAACGUGUGCAGUCUUUCGGAUCCGUAAGAGAAGAAGGGGUAUGCAAUCUUGUUGAGACCAUUGGCUCAAUGUCUCACAAGGGACUUGCCAUCAAUUUUAGGGACAGGUGCUGCAGCUUCACAAACGUCAUAGUGUCAAAGGCAGCAUUUGGGAAAAAAUGCAAAGACCAAAAGGAGUUCCUUUCGCUUCUUGACGAAGUAAUCAAACUUGGUAGUGGGUUUGAUAUUCCUGAUUUGUUUCCUUCACUCAGUUUUCUUGGGUUCAUUACUGGGUCGAUCCCUGCUCUCAAUGACAUAAAAAGAAAGAUCGGUAUGAUUCUCGAAAAUAUCAUCAACGAUCAUAAAAUCAAAAAAUCCAAAAAGGACUUGAUGAUCAGUGGUACUAGUAGCACUACAGCAGGCAAGGACAAAGCAGAGGAGGAGGAAGAAGAUUUUGUUGACGUACUUCUAAAACUUAAAGAAUCCAACAAGGUGGAGUAUAAUUUCACAACCAAUCAGAUCAAAGAUAUCAUUAUGGACAUCUUCUCUGCAGGAAGCGAGACUUCAGCUACUACCUUAGAAUGGGCAAUGUCGGAGUUGAUGAGAAACCCAAGAAUCAUGAAGAGGGCUCAAGCUGAAGUGAGACAGUCGGUCCUCCAAUUCGAAGGGAAAAAAAAGAAAAGUUAUUGAAGAAAGAGAUGUUCAAAAAAUGGACUACUUGAAAUCGGUGGUGA